UUAGACAGGCCAGAGGAAGAGAGAGAAAGAGACAAACUACGUCAUGAGCGACAUAAGGAGAGAGAACGAGAUAGAAGAAUAUCAAAAGCCGCUCCUGAUAAAAGGUGAGUUAAACUGUGAGCAGAUUGUAACAAUAGAUCUUACAUGAUAGCACAGUGACCUUUAUAUAACAAUCAAGGGGAAUGGGAAAAAAAGAAGAAAAUAUUAUACAAAGUUGCAUCAUAACGAAUUUUUACUGCUGUUCCCUUCAACAGGUCUAAACUUCAGCGUGACAAGGAGCGUGACAUUAGUGAACAGAUUGCGUUAGGCCUAGCCUCAGCCCCUCCCUCUCAGGAAGCGUUGUAUGAUCAACGGUUAUUCAAUCAAGACAAGGUAAUGUACGGCUUAAAUCAGUCAGUACCUAAUGGUGACCGAUUUUCGAUCCUUUGAUGUAGUCAUGGAAAUCCAGGUGGACUAUGCAGUAAACCAACCACAAUGUUAUACUUCUCGUAAUAUUUGCAUGGGGAAACCUUAAAUUCCGUUUGGAAAGUUAAAUAGUUUGAAAAAUAUGAUAAAAUAAUAAUGGCUGUUUUCAUAAUAAAGACUGACAAAUCGUUUGGACUGUCAAGUUCGUCUAAUAGGGUCACACUUUUGACCACUUAUCCCUCUAGUCGAACAGACCAAUCAUUCUCAAAAAUUGCCGUAAUCAAAGGACAAAAUCGCAAAACUUUAACGUCCAAAAUUGUCUACUCUCAUGAAGCUUCUCGAAACCCGAAACCUUCGUUCUUUCUGCAACGAUGUUGUGUUGUUUCAGGGCUAGGGUCUAUUUUGCGAGAGCUUCCUUCCUCCCUUGCCCAAAAGCAUUCGGCUUCCAUUUGUGAAUCAAAAACUGCUUCAUAGUGUUAUUCACUUUUGAAGCGACCUGAAAUGACCGUUUCGUCCGUUAGGGUCUGAAUUCUGGUUAUGGAGGAGAAGAUGACGUCUACAAUGUGUAUGACAAGGCCUGGAGACGAGAGGGUAGCACAGCAAACGCUAUCUACCGGCCAAGUAAGAAUGUCGACAGAGACGUGUACGGAGAUGAUUUGGAGAAGCUGGUUCAAACCAACAGGUGAGUUGUCACGUGACCGCUACUGCACGUGCUUAGUAGGUGGGAAAAAAUACGGCAGGCAUUUACUUCACACUGACUACCAAAGAAAACUUGCUGGAGUCAUUAUGGGUUUAAGGUGCGAGAACGGCCUUAAGAGCGGUGUAAGAAAGCAGAAGUAUCCCGUCAGAGGAUAUGGCGAAAUAUGUGUUGAAAAUAAUUUCUAGACACCAUCACCAGCUUGAACUACUUGCAAAAUACCAGCAUAUAGUUAAAAGUACCUUAGUUUCUUGAAUAAGCGCCCGGGAGCUUAUUUGAAAUUACGGCUAAGAUGGGGGGUGCUUAUUUGAAGGAGGGCGCUUAAUCGAAGGGGGCACUCAUUAGAGAGCUUAAGAUUUGAGAACGAGUACGAGUACGAGAUUUAACUACACCACAGAAAGUUUCAUUUUACUUUUUUUUUUCUCCAAAAACGUUAGUACGGUUAUUUAUACUGAAGAAGGCUAAGCCCUCUCCCGGUAGCAAAAUGAUAAAACUGCCUACUUUUGAUAACUUGUUCCUGCCACUACGACAUUUUCGCUGAAACUUGUAGUAGAAUGAUGACGGCUAUCACGUUUUCCCGCCAAAAUGACGCUGGUUCACGCGUGAGCAAUACACAGUAUUGUGAAAAUCUGGUACUCGUAGUCGUCCUCGUCUCGGAAUCUAAAGUUCUCUAUUAUAAAGUUAACCUUUCAAAGAAGUGUGGGUUUGGGGCGCUUGUUUGAUAGUAAUAUGGCCUAGGAGGUGGGUGCUUGUUCUGGGGAGGGCUCUAAUUAGAGCACAGGCGUUCUUUCGAGGAAAUACGAUAUCUGUUUACUGAAACUGUUCUGUCCCUAGGUUUCAACCUGACCAAGGGUUUGCUGGAACGGAUCGUAGUCAGCGCCGUGAUGGCCCAGUGCAGUUCGAGAAAGAAGAAGAAGAUCCUUUCGGUCUUGAUAAGUUUCUUACAGAAGCUAAAAAGGGCAAGAGACCUCUGGACGAACCUUCACGGUCAAGGUUAGUGUGCUCGUCACCAUUUUCUGGUGAUUUGUUGACUUCGUUUUUAUUUUUAACUUGUAAAUGUUUGGGAAAAUAUUCGUUUUCUUUUUGGCGCCAAAAAACGAGGUUUUAGUCCCUAUGCCCCAUUUGUAAUUGUUUCGCCCUGCUUUUGGUCGGUUUUAUGGCUUAAGGAACGAGUCAUAUUGUAUUUGUAGCGUGCUUGUUUCGGGGUGCUCUUGUUACGUUCACCGCCUCACUACUAAAAAAUCAUGUCCUCUUUAGCAGUUUUGAGUCGAACGACCUGUCUCCAUCUGAUACGAUCCCUCAAGAUGAUACAUAGGAGCACGUAGGCGAUCAAGAUUUCCUGUCCGAUCACGAUAAGACUUCCGGUAAUCGAGUUCACAUCCGUUUCACAUAUCACGACCAGACUUUCUUUAGACGGGCCGACUUCCAUUUUAGACGACCGGACUCAGUUCGUGCGUAUUGGACAUGUGUGCCAGUGCCAAUGAAAAGAAAAUGAUCUAACCUGCGCUCUUGUUUGUGGCGCGGGAAAACAUAAGCCAGCACCGAACGCGAAAACUUAUUUGUAGCCAGUGAAAGGCACACGUUAAAAUGGUUAAAUGCAGGAAACAUAAAUGUAUAGUCAGUGCUAAUGGCGGGGGAAAGGUAACUAGCGCCAUGGGCUUCGCCAAAGACAGGAAGCAAACUAUAACAUGCAGGAAUACAUGUACCGGCAAUGUUGCAAACUUUUGUUCAGCGCAGACACUUCUAGUUAAGUGCCAAGCGUGGGAAAGCUAUUCUAAUACUUUUUCCUCUUUUUCUCUUUUCUUUUCUUUCUUAGGGAUCACGACAGUCGUAGCUCGAAGAGAAAGCGGUAAAAAUAGUCGCCAGGAAAAAGCAUCAAAUUUUAUGUUGAACAAGGAAGCAAGAAAACUUGUUGGAUAA
This is a messenger RNA of Porites evermanni, 3022 nucleotides long. The record is from the annotation of a GenBank genome assembly. Lineage: Eukaryota; Metazoa; Cnidaria; Anthozoa; Scleractinia; Poritidae.